GUCCAUCUGGGCAGCGCUGCGGGGUGUGGGGUCGGUCCCGCGUGUCCCGGCUGUAGGGUCGCGGGGCGCUGUCUGGCCUGGGCUGGAGCCCUGGCGCUGCCUGUGGGACAGCUCUGAGCCCCGCCCGAGCUGGGAGCGAUGGGGGGUCCCAACCCCAAGAGCCCCCCCUCGCUGUGACACCCCUCCCAGCACAAAUAACCCCUCCUUCCCAGGCAGGGGGGCUGAGACUGUGUAGUGGGGGCGCUCGAAGCCACUGAACCUGGAGAUGAUGGAGACCACGCCAAGCUGGGGGUGCAGCAGCCCCCCAGUUCCAGCACUGAUGUCCCCAGGGGCCUCAGUUGGGGCCUGACCCCUCCUAGCCUGGAGCUCAGAACUGACAACCAGCUGUUGGGGGGCAGGGACCCGUCCCCUGGGGCUGCGCUGCCUCCUGCUGGUUUGCUCCCUCCAAGCCCUUGGGGGAUUGUUCUGGCCUGGCCGGUGGCUGGGACUCGCCAGCUGGGUGCAGCCUGUCCCGGGCGGUGCCCGACGCCCCAGCCAGGUUCCUGGGCACGGCUGCGCUGACCUUGUUUCAGGUCAGUCCCGGAGAAGCGUCCUUGCCCCAUCGCACAGCUGGGGAGUGUCUCACUUCCCCUGGGGGGAGCCGCUGUGGCUGGGAGGCAGGGGCUGAAGCAGGGAAGGGCCCCUCCAGGCUGGAACAGAGCCUAGUGCCCCAGGCCGCAGCCCCGGGCCUGCUGGCAUUUGUCUCCGUGUUUUCGGAUGCUGAAUGCCAGCUGGCCGAGCUGUGAUGAGAACGACCUCCCGUCAGCCCCCUGAUCCCUCUGCUCUGGGCAUUGGCCCCACAAGUCUGUCAGGGGUGCCCUGGGGGACAGCCGCUCCCUCCCAGCCCCCACGUGGUGCAUCUCUGUUCCUGGUUCCUCUCUGCCCUCGUCCUGUGGCCCCAUCUCACCUCUGACCUAGAACGGCGCCGCCCGGCCCGCCUCAGCUGGGUGGGGCAGGGCCGUACCCUGGAGUCUGGUUGCUCGGGGAUGACGGUGACCCCCACCCACCCCCGGGUGCUGCCUGCACACCCCUGCUCCCAGCACCUGGGGGCUGGAUGGGAUCAGCUAGCAGGGCCUCUCGACAUGUGAGCUGGGGCCAGGCUCUGUCCCUGCUGGCUCAGCUCCAUGUCGCGGGAUCUUGGGGGCCGUGGCCAUGGCUUGUGCCAGGGCCUGCGAGCUUGACGGGCUCUGACAAGCCAGGCCGUGCUGGAGCUGCUGGGGCCUGGGAGCCAGGCCCAUCCUUGGGCUCGGGCUGGCCUCAGCUCUCCCCGAAUCUCUCCCCAGAGGCCCCUGCUGGUGGGUGGGCUGUCGUUCUGCAGCUUCCUGGAGGCGCACUGCCCCGUCGUCUGCGAGCCCUUCUACCCCACACCCUGGUGCUUCGAGGGGCGGCUCCAGACCCUGCUGCGUUUCUUCCUCCAGUCCCGGCUCCAGGUCUCCUACCGAAGCGAGUUGCUCCGCACGGCGGAUGGAGGGCAGCUGCUGCUGGACUGGGUGGACAAUGCAGAGAUCCAGCGGUACCCGGAGCCUGGCACACGCCCCACUGUCCUGCUGCUGCCAGGCCUCACCAGCAACAGCCAGGCCACCUACGUCCUGCACCUGGUGCAGCAGGCCUCCCGUGCGGGAUUCAGACCCCCAGAGCCUUCUGCGCAAGCAACACGGAGGACCUGCAGACCGUGAUCACCCACAUCAAGGCCCAGCACCCGCGGGCACCACUGCUGGCUGUGGGUGUCUCGCUAGGCGGGAUCCUGGUGCUGAAGUACCUGGCGCAGCGGGGGCAUAACACGGGGCUGGUGGCUGCCAUGACCUUGUCCGUCCCCUGGGACACGGAGGAUUCCAGCCGCUCGCUGGAGCAGCCGCUCAACUUCCUGCUGUUCAACCGGCGCCUCACGGCCAACCUCUGCCACCUCGUGAGCCGGCACAGGAAGGUGAUUGCAGAGAAGGUGGAUGUGGAGCACGUACUGCAGGUAUGCUGUGUGUCCCCCUGCCAUAUCCUCCCCUGCCCAGCCGCACCCCUGGCCCUGACCCCCUCUCUGCCCCAGGCACGCAGCAUCCGGGAGUUUGACGAGCGCUACACGGCUGUGGUGUUCGGCUACGGGACGUGUGCUGCAUACUACCGGGACGCCAGCCCCUCGCACUUGGUACACGCCGUGCGCCUGCCUGUGCUGUGCCUCAACGCAGCCGACGACCCCUUCUCGCCGCUGCAGGGUGAGUGCUGGGGGGCUGGGGGCUCUGGGCCCAGCGGGGCUGGCCUGCCUGACUCGCUCUCUUUCAGCCAUCCCCCUGGCUGUGGCACGGCGUCUCCCCACGCUGGCGGUGCUGGUGACGGCACGUGGCGGGCACAUCGGCUUCCUGGAGGGGCUCUUCCCCCGGCACGAGAGCUACAUGGACCGCGUCUUCGCCCAGUUCCUCACUGCCGCCUUCGAGCACAGCCAGGAGCUGAGCUGCAGCCUGGGACCCGAGCGCCCAGCCCCACAAUAAAGCUCCUGCCCGGCUACCUCCUGUCCUCUAUGAGCUACAGGGAGGAGACAGGGCACCAGGCCAGGGCUCGGCUGCAGCGACACCAACUGUGGGGGCCAGCCGGGCUCUGGGGCAGGGCUGAGACCUGGGCCCUAGAGGGGAUAGGCCCUGCUGGACCCCUGCCUGGGGACGACUGGGGGAGCUGUAUGGAGACCAGCUUUGGGAGCCUCACUGCCCAGCUUCUUCCCAGGGGAUAUCCUGCCUCCUGGGGGAGGGGCAGAACCAUGGCCGUGCACCCUGGGCAGCUGAACAGGGUGGGCUCCCCCCAGCCAGGCUCUGGCUCAGAGGAGCUUGUGCCAGGCCAGGCCUGCCCAACACCGGGCCCAGGGCCAGUGGAGCCAACUGGCUGGGGUCUUGUGCAGUGACUGGCCCAACCUGGGCCCAGAC
Messenger RNA from Gopherus evgoodei (Goodes thornscrub tortoise), 2942 nucleotides. It is a transcript of the gene ABHD1, whose product is annotated as abhydrolase domain containing 1. Gene Ontology annotation, molecular function: acetylesterase activity; monoacylglycerol lipase activity. The record is from RefSeq and is a predicted model, not a curated record. Lineage: Eukaryota; Metazoa; Chordata; Testudines; Testudinidae. Gene Ontology annotation, biological process: medium-chain fatty acid catabolic process; medium-chain fatty acid biosynthetic process. The coding region runs from base 1094 to 2920 and encodes 608 amino acids. The transcript is spliced from 5 exons.